Molecule: messenger RNA, 1112 nt
Organism: Erigeron canadensis
Lineage: Eukaryota; Viridiplantae; Streptophyta; Magnoliopsida; Asterales; Asteraceae
Product: ethylene-responsive transcription factor ERF013-like
Exons: 1
Coding region: 154-828 (224 amino acids)
Biological process (GO): regulation of DNA-templated transcription
Molecular function (GO): DNA binding; DNA-binding transcription factor activity
Source: RefSeq, a predicted model, not a curated record
UCACACACAACAUAUAUAUAUAUAUAUACACUCAUCAAAUUAUAAUAUAUUUACUAUAUUUGGUUCAUUUUCAUGCAAAGAUUUGCCACUUAGCAUUUGAUUUUAGUGUUAAGAUCUACAUAUAGUGCAUUUUCCAUAAGUCAUUACCUAUAGAUGGUGAAAAAAGAAAAGAUCCAAGACAAGCCAAAAUCGACAAUGUCCAUAUCAUCAUCCACAUCGGUGUCGUCGACAUUGCCAUUGCAAUCGACGACAUUGUCACCACCACGAUCAAUCAACAAAGAAAAGUACAAAGGAGUACGAAUGAGAAGUUGGGGUUCAUGGGUUUCCGAGAUUAGGGCACCAAAUCAAAAAUCACGUAUAUGGUUAGGAUCUUACUCUACUCCUGACGCAGCUGCUAGAGCCUAUGAUGCGGCGCUAUUAUGCGUUAAGGGUCCUAUUGCGAAUCUUAACUUUUCUCCAAACCAAUAUGAUCAUGACUCUUUUACGACCACUACCAUGUCUCCAAAAUCUAUUAAAAGGGUAGCCGCCAUCGCUGCCACCACCAUUCCAUCUACAUCUACAUCACCAUCACCAUCACCAUCAUAUUCGUCGUCCCCGUUAUCACCGUUAUCCCCAUCCCAGUCAUCAUCAUUUAAUGGGAAGAAUCAAAGAUUCUCUUUAGAAAAUGAUCCUCUUGAUGGCACCUUGAUGUCAAUGGUUGCACCAUGGUGCAACUUCGAUUUUUCCCCAACGUAUGAUGAUAUCAUGCACAAUGAGCCUUCUUUCGAUGCCAUUGAUCAUGAAGAAGAAGAAGAAGAUUGUGAAAUUCGUCUAUGGAGCUUUUACUAAAUGAACACCAUGCCAAAUACAUUUAUUUCAUUUUUACCCAAAUCACUUUUUUUUGAACAAGUUUACUAACAUACAAAUACAUUUAUUUCAUCUUUGUCUAUUACACACUUUUCAUUGUUUAUUUUAUUUUAUUUAUUAAAUUUAUAAAUUCGUGUCUAUGCAAAAGGAUGUAGAUCUCAUGGAGGGAAUCCCAUGUGAGUUUUUUUUUCUCCCGACAUUCACAUUUAUUUUUUUUGUAAUGGCCGGUCUCAUAUGUAUCCAUUUAUCUACUCUUUUAUUUUUCA